CUGUAAUCAAAACAAUGAAGCUGAUAAGUAGCUUCUUCACUAAAAAUUAACAAUUUUACCGAGAAUUCCUUAUAAAAAGCCCCAAAAAAGUCAUGGAGACUCAAUUAGAGAAGCUCCAAAGCUUCCAACCAGUGUCACAAAAGACGCCCGAGGAAAUUCCCUCGAUAAUCGCUGCCGUACUUGAAAUCAUCUCCUCAGUGCCUUUGACGGAUUUAACAGCCGACAAUGAGAAAUUUCCCGCACAAUCUGGUCUCGUACUCGAAGCCUUUAAAAUCCUAAAAGGAGUUUGUCCCAAAGGAAAGCAUUUUCAGCAAUCGUUGCUCGAAAGCAAGGAACUUUUGUCGGUAAUUCAGCACAUUUUGAGCUUGGAGCUGAGUCAGGAGUUGCACUUGUUGCGUCUCUCGACGGUUCAGUUGCUCUUCAAUAUGAGCGUGGGCGACAAUACGUACAAAAUUUUCAACAAAUUCCGAGAGACUUUCGUCGAAGGUCUCAAUCCCGAUGUCGCUUCGCGAGUUUCGGAGACAGAUCACGCCAAAUAUUGCAACACGGUUGCCUUGAUGUUGUUCAAUAUCGUCAGCAGGGCGGAUUAUGCCGAAGAAUUGCUCGAAUCUGGAGAGCUUUUGAGGAUUUUGGAGUACAGUUUGCGUCACACGUUGAACGACGAAAUGUUGCCGGACAACGUUCAGCUGCUUCUGAAUACUUUUGCGACAGCACUUCCGGAAACGGCGACGAUUUACGAGCAACUUUCGGACGAACUGCGACUUCAGUUCUUGUACUACAUUCACGACACGAUGAAAGAGGAGGAAAUUUGCGAGGAACUCUUGAAUAAAUUGAUUCUGAGAUUCAAACAAACGUCGGACAGCAUCUUGAAACCCGAUGGCACGGGAGCUGACAAAAGCAGACCCAAGGAGGUUUAUUGCUUGUUGGAGAUAAUUUCCGUCGCGAGUCAGUCGGAAAAUGAGAUGAAGGAGACUGUGUCGCUUGAUGGCUCGCUUUUUCUUAAUAUUGGAUGCCUUUUGAUGUCAAUUCAGAAGUUGGGGAAGGAUCCAAAUAGCAUUUUUGCUCCGGUUCAGAAGUUAGAAGCUCUUGCUCCAAAUUCAACGGCUCCAAAUACGAUUGAGUCGGAAAUUUCGUACAAAUUCAAGUCUUUGCUGGUUCAAACGAUCGCAAAUCUCUUGUAUAAAAAUAAGAAAAAUCAAGAACUUGUGCGAGAAAUGGAUAUUUUGAUUGCCGUUUUGGAUUGCACCAAUAUUGAUGCUCGAAAUCCUUUACUAAAGGAAUACAGCAUCUGGGCAAUCCGCAAUGCAUGCGAAAAUAAUCCGGAAAAUCAACAAUUUAUCGCUUCAUUGACGAAAAUUGGCAAAGUCAAGUCGGAAAUUGUGAGCGAGAUCUCAGAAGGCGUACUCCGGAUACAAAAAUAAAUUUUUAAAAAAUUAACAUAUUUGCUAAUUUAUUAAUUCUAAAUUUAAUAAAAAGUCUUAUUUUUGGUACGUUUAUCA
Culicoides brevitarsis is the source of this 1499-nucleotide messenger RNA. RefSeq names its product ataxin-10. Gene Ontology annotation, cellular component: cytosol. Bases 93 to 1421 code for a protein of 442 amino acids. The transcript has 4 exons. Gene Ontology annotation, biological process: neuron projection development. Lineage: Eukaryota; Metazoa; Arthropoda; Insecta; Diptera; Ceratopogonidae. The record is from RefSeq and is a predicted model, not a curated record.